CAUAAAAGGCAUUCCUUAAUAUAAGAAUCAUAUGCGAAACAUACCAGCAUGGACAUGGUGGGGAACAAAUUUAAAGUCUCUUUAUGUAAAGAUAUUUUUACCUCUCUCUCUCUAUACUGUUGCAUGAACCUGCUUUUUCAUGAUCAAGGCUUGCACUGCUGCACCCAAUGAUCCCCUCAAUCAUCUCAUUUACAUACUUCUCAGCUUCCUCAGCUCCUUCUCUGCAACAACGACCUUAACUACCUUUCCCUCUCCUUCUCAUAUGGCUGCCAAGUUUAUUUUCUUCCUGUUCUUGUUACUUGUAUCUCUGACCUGCACUUUGCAAGCCAUCAGUACAAAUCAAUCUCAAUUUUUCAAUCUAAUGAGGACUUCUCUGUCAGGAAAUGCCUUGUUUGAUUGGGAUGUCACUUCAGGGGAAUCUUAUUGCAAUUUCGAGGGAGUUAGUUGCAACAUUCAAGGGUAUGUAGAAAAAAUUGACAUGACUGGUUGGUCAGUCUCUGGCCACUUUCCAGCUGGUAUAUGCUCUUACCUGCCAAAGUUACAUAUUCUCCGUCUCGGCCACAACCAUCUAUAUGGUGAUUUCCUUCACAGUAUCAUCAACUGUUCUCUCUUAGAAGAGCUGAAUAUGAGUUCUUUAUAUCUCCGUGGAACACUACCUGAUUUCUCACCACUAAAAUCUCUUCGGGUACUUGACAUGUCAUACAACUUCUUCACAGGCGAUUUUCCAAUGUCAGUGACUAAUCUUAGCGAUCUUGAGAUGCUUAACUUCAAUGAAAAUGUGGAACUCAACUUGUGGCAACUGCCGGAGAACACUUCCAAGCUGACAAAGCUUAAAUCGAUGAUAUUGAUGACAUGCAUGCUGUAUGGUCCAAUCCCAGCAUCAAUAGGAAACAUGACGUCCCUGAUUGAUCUUGAAUUAAGUGGGAAUUAUCUCACGGGACAAAUUCCUGCAGAGAUUGGAUUUUUGAAGAACUUGCAACAACUUGAGCUCUACUACAAUUAUUACCUUUCUGGCAGUGUACCUGAAGAACUUGGAAAUUUGACAGAGCUAGUAGAUAUGGAUAUCUCAGUCAAUAAGUUGACAGGAAAAGUUCCAGAAUCUAUAUGUCGCCUUCCGAAGCUCGAAGUCCUGCAGCUUUACAACAACAGCCUCUCGGGAGAAAUCCCAAGUGCUAUUGCCAACUUAACAACUUUGCGCAUUUUAUCAAUUUAUGACAACUCUUUUACAGGAGAAGUUCCACAAAAUCUGGGGCGGCUGUCACCUAUGAUUGUCCUAGACUUAUCAGAGAACCGCCUGUCGGGUCCGUUACCAGCAGAAGUUUGCAACAGAGGUAAAUUGAUUUACUUUCUUGCCUUGGAUAAUAUGUUUUCUGGGGUGCUACCUGAUGGUUACACAAAAUGCAACACCCUUCUCCGGUUUCGAGUAAGUCAUAACCGUUUGGAGGGCCCAAUACCAGGAGGACUUCUAGCUCUUCCUCAUGUUUCAAUCAUUGAUCUGAGUUACAAUAACUUUAGCGGUUCAAUUGCAACUACUACAGGAACUGCUAGAAACUUGACAGAAUUGUUCUUGCAAAGCAACAAGAUUUCAGGACUUCUACCUCCUGAAAUUUCUGGUGCUAUCAAUCUGGUGAAGAUUGAUGUUAGCAAUAAUCUCCUAUCUGGGCCGGUACCUUUUCAAAUUGGCUUUCUGACAAAGCUAAAUUUACUAAUGCUUCAAGGCAACAUGCUGAAUUCUUCCAUCCCCAAUUCAAUUUCUAUGUUGAAAUCUCUUAAUGUUCUUGAUCUCUCCAACAACAAGUUGACCGGAAAUGUCCCCGAAAGUCUCAGUGUGUUGUUGCCAAAUUCUAUCAACUUUUCAAACAAUCGUCUUUCUGGUCCAAUUCCUCUAUCUCUGAUAAAGGGUGGGCUGUUAGAGAGUUUCUCAGGCAACCCAGGUCUUUGUGUUCCAGUCUCUGUUUCAUCAGAUCAAGGUUUCCCCAUAUGCUCACAGACUUAUAAAAGAAAGAGACUAUAUUCUAUUUGGGUGAUCGGAGUUUCAGUGGUUAUCAUAAUAGUUGGGGCUGUCUUGUUUCUGAAACGUAAACUGAGUAAAGAAAGGUUCAUGGGACGUGAUGAAACCAUGUAUUCAUCAUUCUUUUCAUACAAUGUGAAGAGCUUCCAUCGAAUUAGUUUUGACCCACAAGAGAUACUGGAAGGCAUGGUUGAUAAAAACAAAGUGGGCCAAGGAGGAUCUGGGACUGUGUACAAAAUUCAAUUGAGAAGUGGGGAAGUUGUUGCAGCAAAGAGGCUAUGGAGUAAGAGAACGAAAGAUUCAGCUUCAGAAGAUCGGCUGCGUAUGGACAAGCAAUUGAACACUGAGGUUGGGACCCUGGGAAGUGUAAGGCACAAGAAAAUAGUCAAAUUGUACAGUUAUGUCUCGAGCUUGGAUUGCAACGUAUUGGUUUACGAGUAUAUGCCAAAUGGAAACCUCUGGGACGCCCUUCACAAUGGUCAGAUCCAUCUAGAUUGGCCCAUCCGUCAUCAAAUAGCACUUGGAAUCGCACAGGGCUUGGCUUAUCUCCACCAUGAUCUGUUGCCACCUAUAGUUCAUAGAGAUAUAAAGUCAACCAAUAUCCUGCUAAAUGUUAACUACCAGCCCAAGAUUGCAGAUUUUGGAAUAGCCAAGGUUUUGCAAGCUAGGGUAGGCAAAGAUUCCUCCACCACUGUAAUUGCUGGAACCUAUGGUUACUUGGCUCCAGAAUAUGCAUAUUCAUCUAAAGCAACGACCAAAUGUGAUGUCUACAGUUUUGGGGUAGUCCUGAUGGAAUUAAUAACAGGGAAGAAGCCACUAGAGGCAGAAUUUGGGGAGGACAAGAAUAUCAUAUCUUGGAUUUCAGCAAAAGACACCAAGGAAGGAGUUAUGGAAGUAUUGGACGAACGAUUGUCAGGGUCUUUCAGGGAUGAGAUGAUCCAGGUUCUACGGAUUGCCAUCUGCUGUACCUGUAACAACCCAGCCCUCCGCCCAACAAUGAACGAAGUUGUCAAGUUCCUGAUUGAGGCAGACCCAUGCAGGUUCGAUUCUUGCAAGUCAUCUAAUAAGACAAAGGAGACUUCAAAUGUCACUAAAUAAACAGCACAAAUGAAUUAUGAUCGCAAUAAGAGCAUGGUGAGCUCUAGGUAAAAUAUCAUAGCAUCUAUACAGUAGUAUAUAUUGUCCCUAAGGUACUGAAGACUUGUCAUUAAGAGCAACUUACUCUUCUUUUUCCUCUAACUAAAGUAGCUUGUAGAUUCUUCUCUC
Messenger RNA from Hevea brasiliensis (rubber tree), 3277 nucleotides. RefSeq names its product receptor protein-tyrosine kinase CEPR1. The transcript is spliced from 2 exons. The coding region runs from base 140 to 3109 and encodes 989 amino acids. Gene Ontology annotation, cellular component: plasma membrane. NCBI's taxonomy places the organism in Eukaryota, Viridiplantae, Streptophyta, Magnoliopsida, Malpighiales, Euphorbiaceae. Gene Ontology annotation, biological process: protein phosphorylation; hormone-mediated signaling pathway. The record is from RefSeq and is a predicted model, not a curated record. Gene Ontology annotation, molecular function: protein kinase activity; protein binding; ATP binding.